UAUACACAAAAUGGCGUUUUCUCAGUCCAUAGGGAAAGCACAAACUCCAGCUAUGUGCCAAUUCUGCGAAGAAUCACCAGAGAUUAAGUGGAAGUGUAUAAACUGUGAACUAUUUCUAUGUAAUCUGUGCUGUUCAAAGAUACAUAGUAAAAGUAAGGCCUCCAUGGAUCAUGAAAUUAUAAAUUUAAAAGAUAUUGAUACAGAGAAUUUUGCCAAAACAAUGCGUAAAGUUGACCUCCAAAAUUUGCAAUGUACAAUUCAUAGUAACCAAAAGUGUUUUAUCUAUUGCAAAGACUGCAGUGAGCCUGUUUGUUCCAAAUGUUUAACCGAGACUCAUAAAAUGCAUGACUAUAGAGAAAUUGAUGAAGUGUAUAAUAAAAUUAUCUCUGAAAUGAAGGAACUUAUAGACACAUUUGAAUCAAAUCUUAAGUUCUUUACUAAUGAAAGGGAUCGACUGGAAAUCAAGCUUUCGGAUGGUGAUAAAAAAUUUCAAGAAACCAGGAAUAUAAUUCUACAAACUGAGAAAGAGAUGAAAGAGGCUAUUUCAAAAUAUGCUAAUGACCUCUUGCAAGAUCUAGAUGCAAAAUGGAAACUGUCAGAAAAUAUGAUCAAAAUUGAACUUUCUGCCUUAAAACAGAAUGGAGAUGAGUUGGAAAUCAGGAAGAAAAAUCUAUACCAAGCGCUGCAGACUCAUCAGGUGACAGACAUUUUCUCUACAACUCAAACUUUAGAUAAGUCAUUACCAAAAUAUUCAGUUAAACAAUUCAAACAGAGCGAGACACAGUUCAUUCCUAACAGUAGGCAAGUGAAAAUAGGAAGUAACAUUCUUGGUGACCUUUAUUCAGUUCCAGACUUUGAACUUAUAAAAAAAUAUCAAAGUAAUAAUAAAAGUGUGACAAAUAUUCUAUUUUGUGAUGACAAUACUGCAUUAAUAGGAAGUAUUGCAAGCCGAAAACUACAACAAGUCAAAUUUGAAAAUGACAACACGAAAGUAGAGAGAGACGUUGAGAUAAUAGUGAAUGAUAUGGAAAAGACACAGGAUGGUAAAGUAAUUGUGUCAUUUGGAGAAAGUGAUCUAAAACUUUAUACCUCAGAUGGAACAUUUAAGACUUUUAUGGCCUUUACUCCCUUAAAAACUUUAGGUGUACAUGUAACAAAAAACAAUAACGUAAUAGUAGGUUUGUCUGAUUCCUUAGAGGUGAUUGAUACAGAAAAUAGUAUCAGAAGACUUGUGGUUAUGAACCUGAAUGGUGACUUACAACAUACUAUUGAAUAUGACAAAGAUAAUCAGAGAUUGUUAUCAUGGCCUUAUAGAAUCAAAACUUUAAAUGAUAAGAUAGUAGUUGUGGAGUUUUUAAAAUAAUGAAUGGGACGGUCAAGUCGUAAUGUUGGAUAAUUGUGAACAACUCCAUUGGACCUACAAUGGUUGUGAAAGUAUCAGUUCUGGUCAGAAUAAAUUUAUUCCAAGAGAUUUGGC
Mytilus californianus (California mussel) is the source of this 1477-nucleotide messenger RNA. RefSeq names its product E3 ubiquitin-protein ligase TRIM33-like. The transcript has a single exon. The coding region runs from base 11 to 1363 and encodes 450 amino acids. Gene Ontology annotation, molecular function: protein binding; zinc ion binding. Lineage: Eukaryota; Metazoa; Mollusca; Bivalvia; Mytilida; Mytilidae. The record is from RefSeq and is a predicted model, not a curated record.